UGAAACCACACGCUACAUACGUAAUAUAGAGAAAAGAGAAAGUUGAUUAAGCAUAUUCUUCACCAUUAAUCUCAAUCCUCUUUGUGACAAAAAAAAAAAAUCUCUAUCCUCUUUGUGUCAUCCAACCUCAUAUACUAGUGUUUACUGAUCUCAAUUUCCAGAUCCCCAAGAACACAACUCAACAAAAAGGCUCUCUCUUCUCUUUUCUUUUGUUAGUUCUCUCUCUAUAUAUGUAUAUAUAUAUUCACUAACUCACCCACACACAUUCUCUCGCCUCUCUCUAAAUUCACACAUCAAGAAUCAAGAAUAAUUGACUUUAGGGUUUCAGAUUCUCUCUGAAAUGAAUCCUGAGGAAGAGAAAAGGGAAAAUAAGAAAAAGAGGAGAGAGAUGGGAAGAGGGAAGAUAGAGAUAAAGAAGAUAGAGAAUCGGACAGCGAGGCAAGUGACCUUUUCCAAGAGAAGAAGUGGUGUUAUCAAGAAAGCUCAUGAGCUCUCUGUUCUCUGCGAUGCUCACAUCGGUCUCAUCGUCUUCUCCGCCACUGGAAAGCUCUACCAGCACUGCACCGAACCCCUCACGAUGCCUCAGCUCAUUGACCGAUACUUGCAGACCAACGGAUUGCGACUCCCUGAUCCUAAUGACAACCGGGAGGAAUUCUGUCAUGAGAUAGAAGUACUAAGAAGAGAGACAUGUAAGCUUGAGCUCCGUCAGCGUCUAUACCGUGGACAUGGCCUAGCCUCCAUUCCUCCACACGAGCUCGAUGGACUAGAGCAACAGCUCGAACAUUCUGUGCUUAAAAUUCGUCAGCGUAAGAAUGAGUUGAUGCAACAACAGUUGGAGAAUCUAAGCAGAAAGAGGCGGAUGCUAGAAGAUGAUAACAACAAUAUGUACCGUUGGCUUCAUGGGCAUCGUGCCACGACUGAGUUUCAGCAAGGUGGGAUAGAGACCAAACCAGGGGAAUAUCAACAGUUUCUAGAGCAAGUUCAGUUCUAUAAUGAUCAGCAACAACAACCAAACAGUUUUCUUCAGCUUGCUACUCAUCCGUCCGAGAUUGAUCUCAAUUACCAUCUCCACCUUGCUCAGCCUAAUCUUCAAAACGAUCCAAUGGCCAAUAUCUGAUAAGUCCUCGACCAGAUUUACUCUUUCUUUAUGGAGACAAAUAAAUGAACAAUGAAGUAUCGUUUUCUGUCUUUUAUUACCUAUUUUAAUUAGCCAGUGCCUUUCUUCUUUGUGUAUGUUUGUGUUGACAUGGAACGUUUGUUUGAAUUGAGAAGAAUAAUAUGGUCUUGAUUAUAUGA
Molecule: messenger RNA, 1296 nt
Organism: Brassica rapa (field mustard)
Lineage: Eukaryota; Viridiplantae; Streptophyta; Magnoliopsida; Brassicales; Brassicaceae
Product: protein TRANSPARENT TESTA 16-like
Biological process (GO): positive regulation of transcription by RNA polymerase II
Cellular component (GO): nucleus
Molecular function (GO): RNA polymerase II transcription regulatory region sequence-specific DNA binding; DNA-binding transcription factor activity; protein dimerization activity
Source: RefSeq, a predicted model, not a curated record